AUGCAGUGGUGGGGCGCUCGGCUGCCAUCUCGAUCGCACCUCCCGUUGAUUCGUCCCGCGUCAUCGGGCUGGUCCUCAUUCGGCAUAGGCGAAUCUCUCCUCGUGUCCGCGGCGUCACUACUGGCGCGGAUGCAGCCAACGAUGCCCACCCCUGGCCGCAACGGCGUCGGAUCGAGAGAAAAAGAACGACUCGCAAGGGCAGAUUCGCGUGCCGCAUAUCCUUGCCCUCUUACUCGACGCUUUAGGGAGCCUGCUGGAGCUGUGGAGAAUCAUUGCCCAGUAGGCAGUGCUGGCCGCCCAUAUGGCGCCGGGGGCAAACAUCAGAUUGCUGGUGUCGAGCACAUCCUUGCCUCUCACUGCAGAGGCUCGUCACACUUUGCGAUUACUCGCUGCCGGCACGGUUCAUCUCCGAUUGCAUCUGCUUUAGCCGUCGAUGCCCCCAGCAUUACUCGUUUCCCUCUCACACCAUGCUUGCAGGCGAAACGAGGCGCUGAGAUCCGAAUCGACACAUCGACCACACUGUCAGAUCAGAUCACGGGACCACCUGCUGUCGCCGCCUUUGCCCUGGUAGCACCUGUCGAACGCUUUCCCACACCACUUGACAUCCCGUCGCCCACAGGACCUGGCUGCGCAUUGUAAGAGAAGGAUUCCCAAAAGUACCGUCGUCUCGUGCAUCUUGCCCCAAACGACCCCUCCACGCCGCUGUCUGCCACCCCACGUCAGCCACCGACAUUCGACGCCGAAAGGAGCAACAGCGACAGUCAUCAUACCACCCAUCAACGUUUCCCACGCUGCAGCGUAUGCGAUAGAAAGAGGACGCCGUGACCCACAAGGAAUAAAAUCGCUUUUUC
This is a messenger RNA of Boeremia exigua, 851 nucleotides long. RefSeq lists its product as uncharacterized. The record is from RefSeq and is a predicted model, not a curated record. The coding region runs from base 1 to 639 and encodes 212 amino acids. The transcript is spliced from 2 exons. NCBI's taxonomy places the organism in Eukaryota, Fungi, Ascomycota, Dothideomycetes, Pleosporales, Didymellaceae.